AUCAAUCUAAAUGCCCACCCGGAAUUUUCUCUGUGACUGACGGGACUUUUGGGACGCGACGUGGACGACUUUCACCCGCACCACGAAAUUAAGUACUUUCACUCGCACGCAGCGCCUUCAGAUCACGAACUGAUUUGCCCCUUUUUUCAGCCAGAUGAAGAAAGUCAAUCAAGCAGGGUGCGAGUGAGAGACAGUGAACUUAUGCUGUCUCGCUCUCUCCACCGGUUUUCCUGCAAUUUUCCCAUGCUUUCCUCUAUUUUUCCUAUCCGGGUGUUGCUCUAUAAAUCUAGGAAGCCACAUAGUAUCAAAUGGCACCAAAAACAUUAUAAAUCAACUCGAAAAUUGAUAAAAAAUAACGAAUUUCCAAAAACUGUCGGUUUACUUUGGCAACAAACCGAAGAAGAAGAAAUUGCACCGUCAAAUGUCAAAAACGUCAUUGAUGGUUUUGUGGACAAAAAUACAAAAUAUUUUGCAAAUGUAAAAUUAGGUGUGAAAAAAGGGUUUCGGUGUGAAUAAAUGUGAGAAAGAGAUCUGGAUAGGAGCCGUGGCAGUGCAAUGGACAACAAUCACGAGUCCUUCUGGCGGCACAACAGUCGAGCUGUGCCCGGAAAGACGGUGGCUGCUGCCACUGUUAAAAAGUCCCAGACCACCUUUCAGGACUUCCAGGAGUCCGUGCGGGAUGCCUGGGAGCUGGGUGAUGAUGAAUUUUGCAUCAUGUCGGGCAUUGGGGAUGGGCGUUCGGGGAAACGCACUGCUGGUGCUUCUGCUGCACUCACCGUCAAGACGCAUCGUAGCAAUUUGAGUGCCAGCCGUGUGGAGGCGAAGACCAGCCCCCCAGCUGCCCAGCAGGCCUCUGCUCCGCGGACCAAUCAUCGGCAGGACAGCAACAAUGUGCCUGAUGACCUCAUUAAUGAGCUCACCCUCGUGGACGACACCACGAGUCGGGAGCGCGGAAGUUCCGAGCCAAGGAAGCGCUACAGGCAAUUCCAUACAUAUCCGGGACGUCCACAGCUGCUAAAAUUGUCCUCGAGUAGUUUGUCCAAGGAUGAGAACAAUGAGUCCAAGUUGGAGAAGUUUACGGUGCUGCUGGAGGAGCCACUGCUCAAUUUAAUUGCCCUCAAGCAGCUAAGUUGGUCAGGAAUCCCCAAGAAGAUGCGUCCCGUGACGUGGCGUCUCCUCUCUGGGUACCUCCCGACAAGCCUCGAGCGUCGCAACUCCGUUCUUGAGCGCAAACGCCUCGACUACCAUAAGCUCGUAUCUCAGUAUUUUCCCGUAGAUAGUCGCGAUGAGGCUCAGCAGGAUACCUAUCAUCAAAUUCAUAUCGAUGUUCCACGGAUGAAUCCACACGUGCCACUCUUUCAGCAACAUCUCGUGCAGGAAAUGUUUGAGAGGAUUCUCUUCAUUUGGGCCAUCCGGCAUCCAGCAUCCGGAUACGUUCAGGGCAUUAAUGAUCUCGUGACGCCCUUCUUUAUUAUCUUCCUGCAGGAGACUCUCGAUGCAAAAGUUGAGCUUGAAACAUUCAAGCUGGAAGAUUUGGGUGAGGAGCAGCGAAAUAUCAUUGAAGCUGACUCCUUUUGGUGCCUGUCGAAAUUCCUGGAUUGCAUCCAGGACAACUACAUCUUUGCCCAGCUCGGUAUUCAGGCAAAGGUGAAUCAUCUCAAAGAGCUUAUUCAGCGUAUUGAUGGGAAUCUGCACAAGCACCUGGUGCAGCAUGGCGUGGACUAUUUGCAAUUCUCCUUUCGCUGGAUGAAUAAUCUUCUCACCCGCGAACUACCACUCCAUUGCACCAUACGCCUCUGGGACACAUAUCUAGCCGAAUCGGAUGGCUUUGCGGUGUUCCAACUCUACGUUUGUGCUGCUUUUCUUCUCCACUGGCGCGAGCAGUUGCUGCAGGAAAGGGAUUUUCAGGGCUUAAUGCUGAUGCUCCAGAACUUGCCCACACACAAUUGGACAGAUUCACAAAUUAGUGUCCUCGUGGCGGAGGCAUUUCGUCUGAAAUUCACCUAUGCAGACGCCCCCAAGCAUUUUGAGGGUAAAAGUUGACAAACGAAGGCCUGAAGGAUUCCCCCAUGCGCCCAAAAUUAAACCCAAAGUUUGGGAGUAAGAAAAAAAUAAGAAACUAUUGAAAAAAAGAAAACUGAGAAAUUUCUUUCUUGAAAAUUCCUUGCUAGUUGAAAAUUCCCUUUGAAAGGUGUGUAGAUGCGCGCGGACUUUGUGUGAGAAAAUGCAUAAAAAAAUUUAAAAUGAGAAACAAAAUGUAAUUUUUAAGUCAAGUUAUGGAACACGAAGGCAAUGUCCUGGUGUGGAUUUUACACGUGAUCUCAUCCGGGAUUUCUGCCAAUCAACUACUUUAUCGAUUGAACUGGAAUAUUAGACAUUUUUAAAUUUAUAAUAGUGUAAUAAAAUAUGAAUAUAUCUGACUUCUUUGUCACGAAAAA
Molecule: messenger RNA, 2438 nt
Organism: Lutzomyia longipalpis
Lineage: Eukaryota; Metazoa; Arthropoda; Insecta; Diptera; Psychodidae
Gene: Tbc1d22
Product: TBC1 domain family member 22B
Exons: 5
Coding region: 556-2043 (495 amino acids)
Biological process (GO): activation of GTPase activity
Molecular function (GO): GTPase activator activity
Source: RefSeq, a predicted model, not a curated record